Molecule: messenger RNA, 1110 nt
Organism: Chilo suppressalis (striped riceborer)
Lineage: Eukaryota; Metazoa; Arthropoda; Insecta; Lepidoptera; Crambidae
Source: the annotation of a GenBank genome assembly
UUGCCAUCACAUUGAUAACAUUGUCAGCCGAUUGUCAGUAAAAAAUCGUACAAAACAUUACUGUUAUGUAUAUGUAAUAUAUCUCUGUUUGAAUUUAUUUUAAGAAUAUUCUAUUGCUGUUUAUCUAGCUGGGUGGGAGAGAUGUUAUUGACUAAGUUAGCCGUUUCAAGAUCGUGGUCAAAGGUGAACCAAGUUAGCGCGUUACCUCUACGUGGUUACUGCAACCCUUGUGCCCCGGAGUGGUCCCCUAGCCCCCCUUGUCCCCCCUGCCCCCCGAGUCCCCCAUAUACUCCUCAACGCUCCCAACCUCAGCAACCGCUCCACUACUGCUGUCCAAGAACUAAAUACGAUGUCAACUUUAUAUACAUCAACGAUAUGCCACCGAACACAACGGUAAGGGAUUUCUUCGAUCGUGCUUCGCAGACCUGCUUUUGGACGGAGAUCUUCAGAGGAUUUGCGGUCACACUCGCUCACAUAUUUAAAGAGCCGGCGACUAUAAACUACCCUUUCGAGAAAGGCCCUCUCUCGCCUCGGUUCAGAGGCGAGCAUGCUCUACGGAGAUAUCCAUCGGGCGAGGAGCGAUGCAUCGCUUGUAAGCUUUGUGAGGCCAUUUGUCCAGCGCUGGCCAUAACCAUUGACGCGGAGGAACGGAACGACGGAUCCCGACGCGCCACCAGGUAUGACAUAGACUUGACCAAGUGCAUUUUCUGCGGCUACUGCCAGGAGGCUUGUCCCGUCGACGCUAUAGUCGAAGGACCCAACUUCGAAUACUCGACGGAAACACGAGAAGAACUAUUCUACAACAAAGAAAAACUACUAACCAACGGCGAUCGCUGGGAGGCCGAGAUAGCGAGCAAUAUAAAGGAUAAUCACUUGUAUCGUUAAGGUUCAAGACGAAACUGAUCCCGGACAAUAAAACUGGCUAUUGGGUUCCCAGCGAUCUCUACAUUCAGCUGUUAAACCGGAAAAAAAGUUGUGUAAAGGAUAUUCCGCUUUGAAAUACUGCGCUUAUUAGUUUUGCAUUGACUUCAUGUUUUUUAUUUCAGUCUUUUAUUUUAAUCCAAUUAUUUUAAUGUAAUGGUUUCAUAAACAUAUUUGUGUGGUAUGUGA